Rhinichthys klamathensis goyatoka is the source of this 3974-nucleotide messenger RNA. It is a transcript of the gene nid1a, whose product is annotated as nidogen 1a. Bases 57 to 3647 code for a protein of 1196 amino acids. The record is from RefSeq and is a predicted model, not a curated record. Gene Ontology annotation, molecular function: calcium ion binding. Gene Ontology annotation, biological process: cell-matrix adhesion. NCBI's taxonomy places the organism in Eukaryota, Metazoa, Chordata, Actinopteri, Cypriniformes, Leuciscidae. The transcript has 20 exons.
UUCAGUCAGUCAGUCAGUCUCUCUCAGGCAGCUUCAGGUUCGGUUCGGGUCUGGAAAUGGGUCGGCAGGGGCAGAGAUGGUCAGUGUGGAUCCUGUUAUUCGGAUUGUCAGUGUCUGUUAGCGGGAUAACACGACAGGAACUCUUUCCCUUCGGGAGGAGCGCAGGCGAUCAGUCUCUUGAUGAAGGGACCGAUGAGACGCACGAGAUCACUCUGGAAAAGCCUGUCACGUUUUACGACGGACAGUUCAACAAGAUUUACAUCAACACCAAUGGAUUUGCUGCCCUGGAGAAGCCUACAGUAGAGUCGGAGUACCUGGGCAACAUGCCGGCCAGUUUUAAGAUGAUCGCUGCUCUACAAGGCGACCUGGACACCAGCGACGGCGUCGGAAAGGUCUUCUUCCGCCAGGACUCGAGUCCUGCUCUUCUCCAACAGGCGGCCGAUCACAUCAACAGAGCCUUUCCUGAGGAUGAUACGGUGAAUCCCAUCCACGCGCUGGUGGUCACAUGGGUGGAUGUGGCCUAUCAUAGGGCCGAGAGCAGAGGAGACGGCCUGGAACACACCGGAAGACGAAAUACGUUCCAACUGGUGAUUGCUUCUGUGGAGACGAUGUCGUACGCGAUACUCCUCUUCCCGAGAGAGUCGAUGCAGUUCCAGAGCACCGGCGACAGCUUCACGAUGCACGCCGGCUUCAGCAAAGGACAGGAGACACGCUUUAUCUUCUCCAAGAUACAAGGACCGUACUAUCGCAUCACAGACGACACCGAGGCAUCGGUCAGGAACUUAGCGGAGCGGACUAACUCUGGGAAGCGCGGCGUGUGGGUGUAUGAGAUCGGGACGUUCCCUCACUUCACGAACGUCGCCCCUGGAGAAGUGCUGGAUAUUCCCUCGGAUUCCCACACAUUCAGGACCGCAGGAACACACAACCAGCAAGUCCAGGUCUAUCCCGAUAUCCAACAGGAGAACCUGGAUGGAGUUUACCAUCGUCCAGAACACCCUCCUCCCAUUCAGGUGCACACGGUUCAGUUCACACCACAAGAUCCCGAGGUCGUGGAACUCGAGAAUGAGGACAUCAAUGUGCACGUAUUUACGUACAACUCUGGGGAUUGUGGCGGGCACAGAUGCUCCAAAUUUGGCGAAUGUAGGAAUAAUCCGAGUGGAAGAUGCUGCCAGUGCAAGCCUGGAUACUACGGCAAUGGGAUUCAAUGCGUAUCUGAUGGGAUCCCUCAGAGGAUGAACGGUAAAGUGAGCGGCAGGGUGUUCGUGGGAGACUCGCCGGUGCCCGUGGACUUUGCUAGCAACGAUCUCCACUCGUAUGUGGUGGUUAAUGACGGCAGAGCCUAUGUGGCCAUCAGCGCCAUCCCAGCGAUCGUGGGCUUCUCUCUUCAGCCGCUGUCGUCCGUCGGGGCGGUCAUCGGAUGGGCUUUUGCACUUCAGCAGCCGGGCUUUAAGAAUGGCUUCAGCAUCAUUGGCGGAGAGUUCAAGCGCCGGGCCGAUGUGACCUUCCAGCCGGGCGGAGAGAGGUUGACCAUCUCUCAGGAGUUCAAAGGCAUUGAUGAGCACGACCACCUGAUGGUCGACACCAGACUCGAAGGAAAGAUUCCCGAGGUUCCUCAGGGAGCCAAGAUUCAGAUCGACCCCUACACCGAGAUCUACCAGUAUAGCAGCAACUUGAUCACCUCUUCAUCCACACGGGAGUAUGUGAUUGAUCUACAGGACCGUUCGACCCAGAGCAGAAGCUACACCUUCAGAGAAACCAUCACGUUUCAGGGCUGCCAGCACGAUGACCCCGGCAGAGCCACGCCGUCCACACAGAUGCUCAGCGUCGACCAGGUGUUCGUCAUGUACGAUAUGGGCGAACAGCUCUUGCGUUACGCCAUGAGUAACAAGAUUGGAGACAUCAACGGUGGACAGACGGAAGAGAACGCUUGCUUCACCGGGAGACACGGCUGCGAUACUAACGCCGUAUGCCGACCCGGACAAGGAAACCAGUUCACAUGCGACUGUGCCGCGGGCUUUACUGGAGACGGACGCACUUGCAAUGACAUCGAUGAAUGCAGGGAAACCCCUCAGAUCUGUGGGCCGAACGCCGUCUGCAACAACCAGCCGGGAACGUUUCGCUGCGAGUGUCGGGACGGCUUCCAGUUCGCUAGUGAUGGACAGACAUGUGUUGAAGUGCACCGUCCCGUGGACCCGUGCCGCACCGGCACUCACGACUGUGACGUCCCUGAACGCUCUCGCUGUAGUUACACCGGCGGAUCCUCCUACAUCUGCUCCUGCUUGCCGGGAUUCAUGGGAGAUGGACGAAGCUGUCAGGACAUAGACGAGUGUCAGGUGAGCCAGUGUCAUGAGAAUGCCGUUUGUUUCAACACACCUGGAUCUUUCACCUGUCAAUGUAACGCUGGUUUUUAUGGCGACGGAUUCCGCUGCUCUACAGACCGUGAGAAGACACGCUGCGAGCUGCAUAAGGAGAGCAUUCUGGGCGCUGGGUUUGAGCCUCGUGGUCCUCGUCCGAUGUCCGGUCAGUAUGUGCCGACCUGUGAUGCCCAGGGCGCAUACGACGCCAUGCAGUGUCACGAUAGCAUUAGGCAGUGCUGGUGUGUGGAUCGUGAUGGAGAGGAGAUCUCUGGCACUCGCAUGGGACCCGGAAGCUUUCCUGAGUGUCCUGGUGAUGAAUUUCCCGGCCCGAUUAGACCAACUCCCAACCCAGACGUUAGUCCUUUGCCUCCCGGCAGUCACAUCCUCUUCACCCAGAGCGGGAAGAUUGAGUACGUUCCUCUGGAAGGUCAUGACCUGAAGAAGAAUGAAGCCAAGACUGCGCUGCACCUCCCGGAGAAAGUGGUGAUUGCGAUUGCUUACGACUGCUUGGAGAAGAUGGUGUAUUGGACAGACAUCAGCACACCUGCUAUCAGCAAAGCUAAUCUACAAGGAGGAGAGCCCGUCCAUCUCAUUAAAUCAGAUCUUGGCAGUCCUGAGGGCAUCGCUAUCGACCAUCUGGGCAGAAACAUGUUCUGGACAGACUCCAUGAAGGACAGAAUUGAAGUUUCCUCAUUAGACGGAUCCCAGAGGCGUGUCUUGGUUAACACAGACCUGGUUAACCCGAGAGCUAUCCUCACCGACCCCACCAAUGGCUACAUCUACUGGGCCGACUGGAACAGGGACUCCCCUAAAAUUGAGAUGGCUUACAUGGACGGCACAAAUCGGAGGGUCCUGGUCAAGGAUGACUUGAGCCUCCCCAACGGUUUAACUCACGACCCUCGGACGUCUCUGCUGUGCUGGGCGGACGCCGGUACACAUAAAGUGGAGUGCAUGAACCCGCAGCAGGGCAGUCGGACGCAGCUUAUGGAGGAAAUCCAGUAUCCCUUCGGAUUGACUACUGAUGGAAAGAACCUCUACUACACUGACUGGAUGAGGGGUGCUGUAGUCGUGGUGGAUCGCUACUCUAGAAGAGAGGUCGAUGAGUUCCAGCCCCAGAAACGAACACGUCUGUACGGGAUUACCACGGCACACGCCACCUGCCCAUCUGGUCAAAACUACUGCUCGACCAAUAACGGCGGCUGCACACACUUAUGUCUGGCGACCCCUGCUGGCCGAUCAUGCAGAUGUCCCGACAACGCUGUCGGACUGGGGUGUGUGGAGCAACUGUAACUCGGCACGAACUGAAGAAGAUUCAGUCACACGACCCUUCAUCUGAAUCUGGUGUGAAGCGCCGUCCGUCAUGAUCCACUGAAACAUGCAAUGAAGCCACACUUUCUAUUAAACAUUUUGAAAUGCAUCCUUGCCUUAAAUAUGCUCAUGGUGCUUUAAAGAGCAAAUACAUGCUAAUUAGGUCAUUGUGAAUAUCUCUAACAACUAACAUUAUUACCCCGAUACUGAGAGUAUCCUUUCUAAACAAAUAAUGAGACAAUUGUGACAUAACCUGACAUAAAUACAUGUUUACACAUACAACUGUUCAAUAAAAUCAUAUUUUGUUUA